Molecule: messenger RNA, 1257 nt
Organism: Penicillium mononematosum
Lineage: Eukaryota; Fungi; Ascomycota; Eurotiomycetes; Eurotiales; Aspergillaceae
Product: Nif3-like dinuclear metal center hexameric protein
Exons: 4
Coding region: 1-1257 (418 amino acids)
Cellular component (GO): mitochondrion; cytoplasm
Source: RefSeq, a predicted model, not a curated record
AUGGGAGUUGCUCUCAUUACAAAUUCAGAGCCUCCGGUCGGCUGUGGCUGGUGCGUGCACGUGUGUGGCUCAUUAUCAUUUUCCGUUGCUGUUCUCCAGUGCUAUCUUCAAGGUGAACGACUCUCUAUGAAUUUUCUGCGCGCUGCUACACGUCGAUACUCUGUCAUGUCUGCGUCGAUGAUAUCUUCGGAAUGCUCGCCAUUCACUAAUGCUGUGGUGAGCUCCAUGAGAAAGCUUUACCCGGAGGCAUUGGCAGACAAGAGCUUCGAUAAUACAGGAUUGCUCCUCGAAGCUCCUUUCGACAAAUCCCGGAUACAGAAGAACUCGGUCCUCCUCACAAUUGACCUGACCACAGCCGUUGCCGACGAGGCCAUUAAAAACCGCAACUCGGUCAUCGUCGCAUACCACCCAAUCAUCUUCCGCGGCCUGAAAUCCCUCACCUUCGCCGACACCCAACAACGAUCCCUCCUCCGCCUCGCCCAACAUGGAAUCAGCGUCUACUCCCCCCACACAGCAGUCGACACCGUCCCCGGCGGCAUGGCCGACUGGCUCUGCGACGUAGUGACAGGGAACAUCAACCCCGCACAAACCCCCAAAUCCACCCUCAAAUCCUGCAACUCGAGCAUGUACUCCGCCCCAACCUACCCAGACUCCCCAAUCCCCACCGUCCAAGCCCAAACCUCCGGACCAGCGCACACCAGGUCCACAAUCCACCCAUCCCCACCAGCCUCAAUCCCCGAAGGGUUCGAGUCAGCGGGUGCCGGCCGGCUGGUGACAUUCGCCGAAAACCAGCCCCUCACUACCCUGAUCGACAACAUCGCUCGUGGAAUCGGACUGCCGGGCGGUAUCCCCAUCGCCGUCCCGCAGGGAAAAUCCGUUGAUGAGAUCUCUAUCCGUACGGUGGGCAUGUGUCCCGGCUCGGGAUCGGGUGUGCUACUCAAGGGUGAUGGGGAGCUGCCUGGUCUCCUGUUGACGGGUGAGAUGAGUCACCAUGAGGCUUUGGCUGCUACGGAGCGUGGGUCUGUUGUUAUUUCGCUUUCGCAUACUAACUCAGAGCGUGGGUAUCUGCGUUCGGUUAUGCAGCCCAAAUUGCUGGAUGAGGUUACGAAGCAGUGGGAGCAAAGUGCCAGCCUAGAGACUGGGAAUGACGAGAUUGGUGCUAUCCGGAACCUUGCCAAGGAUCAGGGCGCUGUCGAGGUUUCUGUUAGUGAGGCUGAUCGUGAUCCUUAUGGUAUUAUGAUUUGGCGUGGUAACUAG